Cygnus atratus (black swan) is the source of this 8891-nucleotide messenger RNA. RefSeq names its product sterile alpha motif domain-containing protein 9-like. Gene Ontology annotation, cellular component: cytoplasm. Bases 325 to 4875 code for a protein of 1516 amino acids. NCBI's taxonomy places the organism in Eukaryota, Metazoa, Chordata, Aves, Anseriformes, Anatidae. The transcript has 3 exons. The record is from RefSeq and is a predicted model, not a curated record.
CAAGAGGCACCUACCUGGUGGUGGCUAAAGCAGGCGAACAGAGAUACUUAUGAUACCUUUAGAAGAAACCUACAAGAACAGUGUGGAAGACAAGGCUCAGCAGGCAGGGCCUCGCACUGCAGCUGGCUGUUGCACCUUUCCCUGCAGACAGGAUUUGGAAACACAGCACUGCAAGCAGCCUGGUUCCCACAGCCACAAGAUUACAACACAAUACCUGUGGAUAAGUGGGAUGAGAACCAUGUCCGAUGCUGGCUACAAUCUACUGGAAUCAAGGAAGAGUAUACAAGAAAACUGCAAGAAGAAGAAGUGACAGGUCCAGUGCUUAUGGAACUGAAUGAACCUUUCCUCAAAAAAAUAGGUAUGAAGAAAGGCCAAAUCCACAUUUUACUCCUCAAAAGAGACGAACUUCGGCAGCUAAAGGAAAAUACAAAACAAGAAAAGCAUUCCAGUAGCAAAACGCCUGACAGAAUUGAUACACAAAGAGAUUCAGUAAGACCCAAAAAUGUCCGUCUUCAAAAAAGUUCAAGCAAAGACAGCUGUGGCCCACUACAUGAAACAAGUGGAGAAAACACAGCUUCUACUUCUGGCAAGAAGCAAGGGAGAAAUAAAUCCCAACCUCAAACUACUGAUGAAGUUUUAGACCUCAGCAAAUGUCGACCAUUUAGAAGUGAAGACACUGAUUUCAAGUACGUGAAAGGCCGAGUUCUUUCUCCAGAAACAGGCGUCAAUGGUUUAAUCAUACCUUGCCAUGAAUACAAGUCUUUUGCCAUUGCUGCAGAACUGAACAAACAGCAGUUGCAGUCAAAGUUUGCCUGUGAAGUGAUACGAUUUGCUUCAGCCUGCAUGAACAUUCGAACAAAUGGCACCAUACAUUUUGGUAUCAUGGACAGUGUUGAAGAUAGGGGCUAUAAACAUGGACAGAUCAUUGGCAUAAAGGUCAAAGAUAGGGAAUACUAUGUUGAUGCAUUAGAUUACAUAGAAAAAUGUUUUUCUGAAACUGUGCGAGAAAUUGCAAGGAAAUGUAUCCACCCACCUGUUUUUAUUGAAGUGAUUUCAAAAGACUCUCAGGAACAAAGAUUUGUGGUGGAGGUUGAUAUUGAACCAACAUCCAGCUUAGUGAAGAAUAAAAUUUUUGAGGUUUAUUUACCUAAAUACAAUGAAAGCAGCCAGAAGGUGAAUCUGACAAAAGAUCGAGCUCUCUAUCAGAGACUAGGCGCAAAAUCUGAACCUGUAAAGCUGGACGAUCUAGUUGCUUUUAUCCAGGGCUUACAAGACAGGGAUGCUCAAAGAGAAAAGGCUGAGCUUCUCAGUGCAGAAAUACAUACAGAAGUAUCUCAAAACUUGGGAAGGAAGUUAUCUAUUCUACUAAAUGAUGGCAAGAACUAUAUGGACGAUUCCCUACGGUACAUCCUUGUCACAAACAGAUGUACAGAGGAUGAUCUGAACUCUAUCAACUUUUUAAUGCAUUUGAACAUUUUCUGUGUCUUUGACUUUGAUGAACAUUCUGUGUCAGGACUGUAUGGAAAGUACAAAGAACACCAUGCAACAAGGUCUUAUUUUUUACAGGAUUUUUCCAGUGAAAGCAAGACUGGCAACCCUCCAUCUCAGAAACAUUUGUGUCUGUUUGAUCAGACUAGUUGGAUAUUCUGCAAUGGGCGCAGCGACUACCUUGGGGAUGAUGAAAAACCUUGUGAUGAAAACACAUGGAUUAGAACCAAAAAGAAAUACCUUAAGAAAGCAAUCACUCGUAUCUGCGAUGAAAUCCUGCCAAAGCGGUCUUUCAUUGUGCUUUUCCUGUUGUUAUCACCAGUUAAGAAACCGAUUGUGGACACUUUUCAGGAAUUCUAUACAGAGAUGAAUGGCAUGGAGUACAUCAUUUGUAUUGCAGAGUCCAGAGAAAAUUACGGGAAGUGGGCUAAUCUAGCUCAGGCAUCGUGCAGCAUUGAGACCAUAGAACAACGCAGCAUUGUGGGAAUGAAACUAAGCCAUGUAGAUGCCACCAUUCAAAAAAUGCUGCCUUCUACAGCACACCCCAGACAUCUGCCAGUUUCCACACGAGCACUAUGCACACUUCCUUCGCUUGAAGAAGAGAAAAUGUUUUCCCUAGAAAUCCUUUGUGUUGAUCAAUGUGAUGAUACUAAAUUAGAUCUUUUGUCUGAAAAAGAAAUACAAGAAAUAGAACAAAACUUUUACCAAGGGAGAAAAAUCACCUGGAAAAAUUUCUGGCUUGCUGAUAAAGGACACUGUGGGGAAAUCAUUGAACGUGAAGCAUGCAAGGAUGCUAGCAAACUCCUAGAUGACAUUUUACAAGGACCUGGACUCAACUAUUCUGUGGCUAAACUAAAGAUAUUCCACCAUCCUGGAAGUGGUGGAAGCACAAUAGCACGACAAGUUCUAUGGAAAAGAAGAAAGGACUUAAGAUGUGCUGUUAUCAAAUCCUCAUAUUCACCUGCAACUGUUUGUGAGCAUGCACUUGCAUUUAGAGAUUAUGAAGAGAAAGAAAUCAAUCAUUGUCUUCCUGUGCUCCUCCUAAUUGAAGAUUAUGAUGAAGACUAUUUAGAAGAAAUAAGGAAUGACUUAAUGGAUGCUGUAGCAACUAGAAAAAUUAAUUCCCCCAGACCUUACUUCAUUCUCAUGUCCUGUAGACGAUCCAAUGACCCUGAACGGCUUUGUAAGGCUUCUCCUCUGGACACAGUAGCCGUUACUCACAAGCUGACAGACUCAGAGAAAACUCUGUUCAAAACUAAACUUGAAAAACUGAAGCAGAAAGAUGUCAGGCCAGAAUUCAUACUUACAUUUGUCUUGAUGUGUGAGGAGUUUAAUGAAACAUACUUGAGAGAUUUUGUAGGCCACAUACUGCAAGACAUAGACCAUUCUUCCCGUGAUACACUUUUGAUGCAUUAUGUGGCUUUGCUUAAUUUUUAUGUACCUAAUUCAUAUGUUUCACUAUCACACUGUGAGGCUUUUCUGGGACUGGGUGCAUAUACAGAAACAAAGUCAAGAGCAUAUGAUUUUAAAAGUAACUUAAGCGAACAAGCAAGAAUGAUUUUUAUUGAACUAAGGGAAAGUACCACCUAUAUUUCAUCUGUUCGGAUAAUACACUAUCUGGUUGCAAAAGAAAUUUUGUAUCAGCUUUCAAGGAAACAACCUCAAAGUCAAAUUGCAAUGUCUCUUCUUCAGGAAAGGAUGCUUUUUGAAAAUAGAUUUGGACGAGAGGAAUUCAUAAAAUUCAUCAGAGAUCUGUUUAUUCGCCGUGAUAAGAGAAGCAGGGGCGAUAAUACUGACAGCCUCUUCUCCCCAUUCAUUGAACAUGUCUGUAAAGCUGAAGACUGUGAAAAAGCUAUAGCUGUUUUAAAAGCUGCGUAUGAACUUCUUGGAAAAGAUGCCUUUUUUGCCCAGCAGCUUGCCAGACUGCAUUACAAUAAUGAAAAAUUUAAAGAUGCAGAAUACUGGGUAGGUGUUGCAAAACUUCGUUUGCCAAAUGACUCUUACAUUCUGGAUACAGAAGGUCAAGUCUACAGGAAAUGGUUUAGUUUCACUGUGGAUAAGGUGACAGACAUUGCUGACAUUGACAAGAUAGAGAUUGCUCUUAAAGCUAUGAAAUGCUUCAGGGCUGCACAACAGGCUGCAAAAGCAGAAACAGAUAAUAUGAACAACGCUGGCUAUUUUGGAGAAGUAGAAGUAGGAUGUCGUCUCCUUAAAUUUUUGUCCACACUUGACGUAUUUUGCACAAGUCCAGAGGGGGAGUACUCUGAGCUUGUGAAAUACCUGAUCACAGAUUACAUUCCUAAAGACAUUGAAAAAACAUGGGGAAAGCUUCACUCACGCUUAAAAGGCCUACACCAGAACCUGUACAAUGCUCUGGAAUGGAUUUCAGAAGACCUAAGUUAUUUCCAAACAGAUAAAAACCAUGAGAAGGAAGAUGAUGAUGGAAAAGCUGAAAAGGAGGAACAAGUUUAUAAUCCCAGGAAAUGGCUGAAAAGACAGUCUGAAGUAUAUGCCAAAUUCUUCAUCUCAGCAUCACUUAUUGGGGACAACAGUGGUCCUAAGAGCCAGCUGAUGAAAGGCAUGACUAUUUAUAAGAGAGGUGGAGGCAGUGUCACAAAUAUCCUGUCAUUCUUAACAGAUAAGAAGGAGAACAGGUCAGCUGAAAAGCUAGAAGAGAUCCUUAGUUUCUAUCCAGAAAAUGCACUAAGGGACAGGCUGGAGGACACCGAUCUGAUCAAUUACAUUUUGAGCCACAUUGUAUUAGCAUGCUUAUCACCAGGAUCAGCCAAACUUCUUCCAAUGCAAACUCUCCGUGAACUCAGCACAAGAUUCUUUAAAGGAAAAAGGACAUUUCCAGCAAGUGCCCAUUUUUUGCUGACCUUACUAUAUUGGCCAGAUGAGGCAUUAGACAAAGAGCCCAAUCCAGUCAAAGACGAAAUUUUAAGUUCAGCACUUCAAACCCUAAAACGUUUAUAUGACAUCAAGAUGAAAGAUGUUCCUCCCAGAAAGAAAAGAAUCUACACCCACUUUUUCCUAGGAAAGGGCUAUGGCUUAAGCAAGAUUGUGCAAAAAAAUAAAAUUGACAAAUUAAUUAGUGGGUCCUUAGAUGAGAAGAGAAUGAAGUGGCUACAUGGAACUGUAUGGAAUAACGCCAAGAUACGUGACAUUCUCAGAAGAGUUUCAGGUUGGACCAAGGAUAGAAAUCUAUUUAUACGUGGCCAUAUGAAGGAGUUUCCAGUCUUACCACUCCAUCGUGAUUCAGUGCCCACUGGAAACGAGAAUGUGACCUUUUAUUUAGGAUUUUCAUUUAAUGGUCUUGUUGCUUUCAAUAUUGAGGUUGAAAAUAAUCUAAACAUUCCAACUGGCACCAGAGUACACAGUGUUUAGUACAUUAACAGUACCUACUGCACUGUUAGACAGCGCAGCACUGGAAAACGCCUGUUGUCACAUUAAAGAAAAAAAGACUGCAUUGGCUGGACACCAGGUAGUAAGAUAACCACAAACUACUCCUACGCUAUGAAUGAGGAUCUAAAAAAUUUGAAACCUACUAGUAAAAAUGUAUCUUCAAACAGAAGCCUUUUAUGUUUUUGGAGUCACCAAACAAAAUUUUAUAUCUAAAGCAGCAAUAAUUCCUAUAUUUGCUUGGGGAAGUGUGGGAGAAAGAAGGCCGCCUAUUACUUCUCCCCACCCCAGCAUCUGGAGAACUGAGCUCCAAAAUAAACAGGCAUAGCAGGGAUCCCUGCCUUCUCAGCUCAAAGACCCUAGACAUUCAGCUAAUUUAUGGGUGAUCAUCAUCAGUAAAAGAAUGUGUUUACUGUUAAAUGUAUGGUGAUUUUUCUUCUCCCUGAACUGGAAACAAAAUGUUUAAGUGGCCUUUGAACAUACACACUACACUGGCUUUAACAUACUUCACUCACUACCAUGCACCAUGUAUUAAAUACGCCUAUGCAUCAUCAACUGCAAGCCAACAUCUAUUACAGAAGCAGAGAGGAAUAAUAAGCAAUUUUAAAAAACUGACUCUGCAAACAUCAGAAGUGAUAAAAAACAGGUCUCAGUUUUUACAUCACUCUUACAUUGCUUUUCCAUGUAAACAUUACAAACCAUACUGCAUGCAUCUAUAACGGGGGGAGGGAAGCAGAGACAUAAGCGGUUACAUAGUCAUGACGUAAAAUAUUACUUGUAAGAGCUGCUAUGAUUUCAUAGUCCAAACAAUUCCUGCACUUGGGAAAGUGUUUUUGCAGCAUUAUUCAAGAUAUUCAUAUGCUAUAUAUACAAUAGGCAAACUUGCAAGUUAUAUCUGUUCUUGAAAAAGUCAUCUUUGUCUAGCUUUAUUUACUAAUUUAAAAAAUACAAAGUUUGUUGUCAGUACUUCUUCUGCAACCAUUAUGUCACAUGAAAUCUUUAAUAAUAAAGCAGCCUAUUAUUAUUUGAAUUUAGCAUUGUUCGAUAGUGACAGAGUUGCUAGAAUUUUCUAGAAGACCUAUAAUAUAGCUUAAGUUUUAACAUGGUAAAUAACCUUUAAAAAGAACCACAAUUUCUACAUGAGCUGAAUUACCCUACCUGAAGGUAUAGUUCUAACAGCAGUAAGGUGUGAUUUGCUUUUCCAGCUUCAGUCAUGAUCUGGGCACAGCCAAAACUGUAAAAGGAAUUGCAAGGCACUAUGAAUUCAGAUCAACUUAAAUCUCAAAACAGGAUGAAACCAAGGAAAAUUCUAUCUAGUUCAAGCCUUCACUUCUGGUACCCAGGAAGGAGAAACAAAGCUUGUGAGUACUGGUUAGGCAACAGUUGUCUCCAUACCUUGUUUUCAACCUGGGAGUGACACACAGCAGCUAAGCUGCCUGGUUCAAGGGUUGCACUUUCUGAUUGUGCAAUCCAGGCUGGCAGAUUUUGGUAAAGCACAUCAAUGGCAACUUUCCCCAAGAUGUGCUAGAAAGGCACACUGGAGGGACAAACCAUGACAACAUCUUAACUGCUAGCAGCCAGAGAGCUGGGAUGCUGGAGAAAGCACCUUCUGCCCAGCCCUGACGCAGCAACAGUGGAAGGGGAUCUGAAAAGUUAAUUAAGCAAAGGCAGUUUUUUUAAGCCUGCAUGGGCCACACGAGUGGCUUCAAUAUGGCAUAGCCCAAAGCAGAAAUAGGAAGUGAGACCUUACUGACAAGCAUGUGAGCUAAAAGCAAGCAUUUACUUCCUGAUCGUUCUUACAACCUGCUCACAUGCUGUGACAAGAGCAAAGAUUUUGUUUUAAAACAGAAACUGCUAUCACAAUGAAAAACUUAAGACAGAAGAUUUGGCCAAGAGGCUUUGUCUUGUAACUUGUUUUCUUAAACCAAGCCUGCCAGGCACCUGAGAUUGUAGACAGCAAUCCUUUGACUGGUAGCCCAUACAUUUUUGUACAGAAAAAGGACAGUAGAUUAGCACCAAAAGACAGUUAAAUAUUAAAAAUUUGAGAUUCACUUGCUUGUCUCCAGGUAUAAAAUCACUUCAAGAUAGGGCUCAUAUGAAUGAGUUCUUGCAUAGUUUAUAGGCAGAGAACUAGUACAAAGUCAUUCAAACCAAAACAUGGGUGAAGGUGGAUUUUAUAAGCACUUUGAAAUAGCUAAUAUUUAUUGCUAUGAUUUAAAUAAGUCCUCAAGGAGAAAAAAAAUACACAGAAUCAAUGGUUCACUUAUGUUUAAUUAGAGACUGUUACAAAGUGGUAGAUAUACAUUACAGAUUUGUAUAUGUUAAUCAACCAUUCUUGAAGCAUACGGUUCCCAAGGGAUGCAAGUGAUGUUAACUCCGUAUUCUCUUUCAAUCUUCUUUGUAAACUGAAUGCUAAUAAAAUUAAACUAUGGUUACUGUUACUAUUAUUUACAUGCACGAAAAUGAUGCCCAUACUUACCAAUUUCCCACCUUCUGGAAUUAAAUUCAACGUUAAUAUUUUGCCACUUGUCGUUUUUCAAAAGAUCUGUGAUUCCUUCCCUUUCAUAUCACUUACACAAAAGGUGGAUCAAGUUACAAGAAAAAUGUUCCUGACACGCUAACUUCUGUGGCUGUAUUACUACUGAGAGGAUACUUACUUCAAUUACAUGCUUUAAAAUACCUUAAGAAGGAAGGAAAAACUGGAGUUCAAGUUUGCUACACAGUGACUAGAAUCUCUGAAGGGGCGAUUUGGAGUCAUUAAGCAGAAGUCUAAAGUACAUAGUGUGAACUGACUCACUGCUCCCUCCUGACUGCAUCACAACUGUAAAGACUUUGAAUUGUGUUAGACUGGACAGCUGCUGAAACAGUGCAUCAGAACCUGAGCUACGAAUUAAGACUGCUCACCUGAUUGUGAAAGCUCAGAUUUCAUAUUUUGUUUUGGUCCCAUCUUAAAAGAAAAGAAAUUCUACCAGAAAAUUCUGUAAUUAUUUGUCAAAGUUUUGCAGGGAGAUGACAUUCUACCAUAGUUUGUGGUCUAGGACAAGGGGAAAUGGUCUUAAACUAAAAAGAGGAUAGAUUUAGAUUAGACAUUAGGAAGAAAUUCUUCACUGAAAGGGUAGUGAGACACUGGAACAGCUUGCCCAGAGAAGCUGUGGAUGUCUCAUCCCUGGAGGUGUUCAAGGCCAGGUUAGAUGGAGCCAUGGCCAACCUGAUCUAGUGGGAGGUGUCCCUGCCCAUUGCAGGAGGGGUGGAACUAGAUGAUCUUUAAGGUCCCUUGCAGCCCAAGCCAUUCUAUGAUUCAUACUAGGAUCUAUUCCAAAGAAACGUACUUUUUGUUGAUGAAACAGAACACCGCUACCCUUUAGUUAUUCCCCAUUCACUCCCAAUCUGGGGUACAAGUAGAGCAGGUCAGCAUUCAACCACUGUCAAAACUGAGACUUCACACGGUAAUUCAGCAGCCAAAAGCAAUCAGCUACUUAUUUCAACUCAUUACUGAGCAAAUCACCUUGAAACCUGAUCCCCUUGAAACCUUACAUUUUGGUAUGACGAGCUGUGCAACGUUGUAUGAGACUUCAAAAUUCUGAAACAAGCAAUACUGCUGGAAGUGUCAAAUCACUCAUGAGAACAGAGUAUAAAAGCAUUCAUAUGAACUGGCAAAACUAACGUUUCUGUCUGGCUACCACAUUAGUACACAAUCUUCCAAUAUUUUGUUUUUAUAUAAUUAUCCACCAAUGAUUUCAAAAGCCCCUCAAAUUCACUGUGUGAUGAUUCACUUGGCAAGUGUAUGUUAAGGCACAGAGUUUCACAGCUUAUGAAACUACGCUAUGUGCCACAGCACAGAAAACUUUCAUCUCCCACGCUGAUAACAUAAGAGAUGAGGUACACAGGGCUUAAAUAAAAGUAAGCUAAUAAACCAUAGAACAAGAAGCUCCCAGCUUACAAGUCUAGCAAAUUAAAAUUCUGUUGGCAGUAGGCAGUAAUUAGCUAAAACUAAAGAAAAA